AUGACUGAAAGUAUUGAAGAUACAUCAUUAUCAAAUAAUGAUGAUGAAACAUUAAUUGAUGAGAAUGAAUUAAAUCAAUUUACAGCAACAUUAGAUCAAUUAACGCCUGUGAUACCAGAUACAGUUACAAAAUUUUAUAUGAGACAAUGUGGAUUACAAACUGAUGAUGAACGAGUUGUUAAAUUACUUUCAGUCUCUGUACAAAAAUUUAUGUCUGAUAUUGUUAAUGAUUGUUAUCAAUUACAUAAACUACGUGAAAAAUCCACUAACCGACCAGCAACAGCAGCAGCACUACCUACUACUACUACUGCGACUACUCAAGCUGCAGUAACAGAACCAGCAGUAACUGCAGCAGCGACAACAACAACAACAACUACCACCACAGAUUCAUCAGCAAAUGCAGCUAGUGCGAAAAAACCAGUAACAUCUACAAAUCAAACAUUAACACUUAAUGAUUUAUCACAUGUUCUUGGAGAGUAUGGAAUUAAUGUUAAAAAGACAUUUUAUUAUACAUAA
Molecule: messenger RNA, 516 nt
Organism: Adineta steineri
Lineage: Eukaryota; Metazoa; Rotifera; Eurotatoria; Adinetida; Adinetidae
Source: the annotation of a GenBank genome assembly